Molecule: messenger RNA, 3276 nt
Organism: Arvicola amphibius (Eurasian water vole)
Lineage: Eukaryota; Metazoa; Chordata; Mammalia; Rodentia; Cricetidae
Gene: Dclre1c
Product: DNA cross-link repair 1C
Exons: 14
Coding region: 51-2108 (685 amino acids)
Biological process (GO): double-strand break repair via nonhomologous end joining; protection from non-homologous end joining at telomere; interstrand cross-link repair
Molecular function (GO): damaged DNA binding; 5'-3' DNA exonuclease activity
Source: RefSeq, a predicted model, not a curated record
UGUGCACCUCGGCUUCCGCGGCGUGCUUAGGGGCUAGCCUUCCUGGCGCUAUGAGCUCCUUCCAGGGACAGAUGGUGGAAUAUCCAACCAUCUCUAUUGACCGCUUUGACCGGGAGAACCUGAAAGCCCGCGCCUACUUCCUUUCGCACUGUCACAAGGAUCACAUGAAAGGAUUGAGGGCUCCUUCCAUGAAAAGGAGGCUGGAAUGCAGUUUGAAGGUUUUCCUGUACUGUUCUCCAGUUACCAAGGAGCUGUUGUUAACUAGCCCAAAGUACAAAUUCUGGGAAAAACGAAUUAUAGCAAUUGAAAUUGAAACUCCUACCCAGAUAGCUUUAGUUGACGAGGCAUCAGGUGAGAAGGAAGAGGUUGUUGUGACUCUCUUACCAGCUGGUCACUGCCCAGGAUCAGUUAUGUUUUUAUUUCAGGGCAGUAAUGGAACCGUCUUAUACACAGGAGACUUCAGACUGGCAAAAGGAGAAGCUUCUAGAAUGGAGCUUCUGCACUCUGGGGGCAGAGUAAAAGACAUCCAAAGUGUAUAUUUAGACACCACAUUCUGUGACCCAAGGUUUUAUCAAAUUCCAAGUCGUGAGGAGUGCUUAAGGGGAAUUUUGGAGCUGGUUCGGAGCUGGAUCACUAGGAGUCCACACCACGCUGUAUGGCUGAACUGUAAAGCAGCUUAUGGCUAUGAGUAUUUGUUCACCAACCUGAGUGAGGAGCUGGGAGUCCAGGUUCAUGUGGACAAGAUGGAUAUGUUUAGAAACAUGCCUGAUAUCCUCCAUCACCUCACCACGGACCGAAACACCCAAAUCCAUGCCUGCCGCCACCCAAAGGCAGAAGAGUAUUUUCACUGGAAUAAAUUACCCUGUGGGAUUACUUCCAAAAACAAAACUGUGCUCCAUACAAUCAGCAUCAAACCAUCCACCAUGUGGUUCGGAGAGAGAACCAGAAAAACCAACGUGAUAGUGAGGACAGGAGAGAGCUCAUACAGAGCUUGCUUUUCUUUUCACUCCUCCUACAGUGAGAUUAAAGAUUUUUUGAGUUACAUCUGUCCAGUGAAUGCCUAUCCAAAUGUCAUUCCAGUAGGCCUCACCGUGGAUAAGGUCAUGGACGUUUUAAAGCCUCUGUGCCGAUCUUCCCGAAGUGCCGAACCAAAGUACAAACCACUUGGAAAACUGAAGAGAACCAGAACAAUCUAUGUAGACUCAGAGGAGGAAGAUGAUCUCUUUGAUGACCCUCUACCAAUACCGUUAAGGCACAAAGUUCCGUACCAGCUAACUCUACAUCCUGAGGUAUUUCCAGUGAAGGCAUUGCCACAAGACCAGUCUGAACUGAGACAAAGCCCUGGGUACUACAAAGCAGAUAGUAUGCAGAAGGCUUCUCUGGCCAACUUCAUAGACUGUGAAGAAUCUAACAGUGACACUGAAGAAGAGUUAGAAGCCCCACCUUCACUACAGGGAGGUCUGGGCCCUGUGAUAGUCCCCCAGCAAAAUGCUGAUGCAGACACACCACAGUGGGAAGUGUUCUUCAAAAGAAAAGAUGAUGUCACAGAUGAAUGUUUGGAAAAUUUACCUUCCUCCAUAGAGACGGGGGAAUCUCAGUCACCAAGGCUUCUCACUGACUCUGAUGGAGAAUCCACUCACAUCUCUUCCCAGAAUUCAUCUCAGUCAACACACAUAACAGAUCAAGGAAGUCAAGGCUGGGACAGCCAGGGUGAUACUAUUUUGUUAUCUUCCCAAGAGAGAAGUGCUGGGGAUAGCACAUCUUUGAACAGAGAUGCCUACACACCAAAAAGCAGAGAGAAUAUUUCUGCCUCUCAAAUGGAACAGAAUGCACAUGGUCCACAGGAUUCUUACUGUGAUUCGAAAAGCAGAGAUGAGGGAAAUGGAGGUCCUCACAUUGGAGAACCAGAUACUGUGAGUGGCAAGAAAUCCCCACCUGAGAAAACAUUACUAACCAGCACACAUGCGGAUUCACAGAGCUCCUCCGAUUUUGAAAUCCCCUCAACUCCAGAGGCUGAGCUUCCUAAACCAGAGCAUUUACAGUAUUUAUAUGGAAAACUGGCAACAGGUGAGAGUAUAGUUGUCGAGAAAAGAAAUGCUCACUCUUAGAUAUUUAAGAAUUAAAACCCUAAUUCUAGCAAGGAUGUCCAAUCUUUUGAUGUUGCAACACAAUGUCAUACACAAAUUUCUGGGCAACACUCAUAGCUGUGGAUGUAUAUGGCCUGCAGGUUAGACACACCUAUUAGAGCAACCACUAAAAAACCUACACAAAGCAAUACACUGGAUCAAAAUGGAAUACUAAAGUAUGCUCAAAUGACAGGGUCAAAACCAGUGUUGCAUGAGAUUGUAGAACUAAAUCUAAACACAUUAAUCCUCACAAUAAAUGCAAGUGAUGUAAAGAGAUUCAUAAAAACACAGACUCAAGGAAAAACAUAAGUCAACUAUGCUGUUUACAGAAAGCGCAAUUCAAGUUAAAAGUAAAAGGACAAUGUAAGUAUGUUCAAGAAAGCCAGAGAGACUAUAAUAAGAGCAGAUACUGUCAUAGACAAAAUGCCUAACUCACCAAAACAAUGGAAUGGUAGAGCUCUUGCCUAGCAUGUAUGAAGUCCAGUACUGCUCUCCAGAAAAGAGACCAGAUAAUACACAAAUACAAAAACUGAUCACCACCAGAUAAACUAGAUAACUAGAUCUGAUAAACUUUUACUUCACAGCAGAAUACAUCUCUUCAAGUAUAUGCAGACUAUUCCACAAUAUCCACUGUAUCCUAAAUCAUGGAUACAAUGAAGCAGUCUAGAAGAAAAGGCAGUCCUAUUAAAGUAAAUUGAUAGCAGAGGCAGGCUGGAGAGAUGGCUCAGCAAAACACUUGCUAUUUUGUAGAGGAUCCAAGUUUGAUUUCUAACACCUACAUGGUGGCUCAAAAUUGUAACUCUAUUCUGGAGGAUCCAGGCACACAUGUGGUGUGUGUACAUACAGGCAGGCAAAACACACAUAAAAUAAAAAUCUUACAAAUCACCAGUGAGCUAAGCAAGGCUGUGUUCUAACUGUUCUGGAGGCUGAGACAAGAGGGACUUAAGUUGGCAGUCAAGCCUGGGCAACUUAGCAAGAACUGUUUUAGUAAGUACAAAAGUCACCAAUACAAUGGUACAACUGAAACUACAACGUAAAGGAAAACACUUAGAAUGACUAACAUAUAUAUGCUCUGUGAAUUGUGAAACUGCCUUAAAGUACAAUGCUUUUGUAUUGAUGUAUAUGAAUUUAAUAAAUCUUUAUAAACGUC